Messenger RNA from Lingula anatina, 2057 nucleotides. RefSeq names its product rRNA N(6)-adenosine-methyltransferase ZCCHC4. Gene Ontology annotation, cellular component: nucleolus; cytoplasm. The record is from RefSeq and is a predicted model, not a curated record. NCBI's taxonomy places the organism in Eukaryota, Metazoa, Brachiopoda, Lingulata, Lingulida, Lingulidae. Gene Ontology annotation, molecular function: zinc ion binding; nucleic acid binding; rRNA (adenine-N6-)-methyltransferase activity. Gene Ontology annotation, biological process: rRNA methylation.
CAUCAAACGUGAGCAGAAGAGAGAGAGCAGUCUGCUAAACUAUUCGUGUUUAUUUUAUUUGCAUUCGACUGGACCUGUCUUUUCUUUGUUUGGUAGAAAUCAUCUAACCUUCUUCCAAAGAAAAAAUGUCUCGAGGAAAGUUUGGGGUAGAUGUUGUUCUGUUCGACAGGAAAAAAGCAGCGCCGCAUUGCCCUCACGGCCCAACAUUGUUAUUUGAAAAAUACGACAAAGAAGGAAAGUACGGCAAACAGUUCUAUGCAUGUUCUGCAUGUAGAGACAGAAAAGACUGCAACUUCUUCCAAUGGGCAGAUGAGAAGAUAACACCAGCCAGGCAAAAUGCCAGGGUUAAGUACAACACCAGCCAGCAGCCCCAGUCCUCACAUAAACUGCUAUACCACAGGUUGAAAAAGUUCAGAAAAUUGAAAGAGGUUGAAAGAAAGUUUUGCAACAUUUGUAACCAGUUGCUGCUACCUGAUGAUCUUUCUCAACAUCAGGGCCAUGAGCUGAUCUUCCCUGUAACCAAUAGCAUGUUGAUCAAGCCUUGUAGUCUACUGCAACCGCUGGAAAACAAAAAGACAAAUGCUCAAUAUUUUUUCUCAGAAAAAACUGUACAGUUUACAGUGAAUUGUUUAAUGAAGCUUGGCUUUGAAAAGGUUUUGUGCAUAGGGGCGCCAAGAAUCCAUGAAGCCAUCCAGAGCAGCUCAAGAAGUCAGAAAAUGGAAACCUUACUACUUGACAUGGACCACAGAUAUGAGCAGUUUUAUCAGCUAGACCAGUUUUGCAGAUACAACAUGUUUAAUCACCACUUCUUCAGGGGUGAUAAAAGUAGAGAGGUUUAUACCCAGUUCAUUGGUUUACCUGGAAAGUUAGUCGUUGUAUCUGAUCCCCCAUUUGGUGGCCGAGUUGAAGUUCUGGCACAUACUUUAGGUUUGAUUACCAAGGAGUGGCAGGAAGUAACUGGAGCCAAGAAAGAGCUUCCUGUGUUGUUGUUUUUUCCAUACUUCCUAGAGCCCAGGAUAUUGGAAUCGCUGCCAUCUUUCACAAUGCUGGACUACAAGGUUGACUAUGAAAAUCAUGAUAAAUUCCACGAAGGACCAACAGGUAGGAAACAUGGUUCGCCAGUUCGGAUUUUCACCAACAUUAACCCUUCAAGAAUACAGUUGCCAAAAGAUGAAGGUUACAGUUUCUGCAAAUUGUGCCAAAGGUAUGUAGGUGAAGAAAAUAAGCACUGUACCAUAUGUAAUAGCUGUACAUCAAAGGAUGGUAGAACAUACAUUCACUGUGAUAUUUGCAUGCGCUGCGUCAAGCCCUCCUACAGUCACUGCAGUUCCUGUGAUAGGUGCCAUCUUCCUGAACACCAGUGUUCACUGUCUUCUAAAGGCUGCCAUUUAUGUGGAGACACUGGUCACAAGAGGAAGGAUUGUCCCAAAAGAUACCAAAUGAAAAAAAGAAAAUUACCAGAGUGUCAAGAACAGGAAGAGACAAAAAAGAAAAUAAAGCUGAAACACACUUCAAAGAAGGUUUCCAUGUGAAAUUAUGUGUCUGUCUGAUAAGAAAAAAAAUGCUGUUUAUUCUGCUGAUUAUAUAUUUUAUUAUCCAUAAUAAAUGUGCGAUGAGUGUUUCGAGUCAAGGCAAUAAUAUUUCAGUACACUGAUUGGCAUUUCAAAGUUCUCUGGCAAUUUCAUCUUGCGUUAUAUCAGUGAACAAAGAUAUACAUCCUUCUAUACUGCUCCCUUUUUACAAUUUCGACAAUGUGUGCCACCACAGGGUUUUUUUAAACUCCCACUUUCACACUUACGUUCUCUUUCAUAACUAACAUCCUUAUCCAUUAUCUCGAAUUUUGAGAUGUCAUCAAGUAGGCAGAGGCUGUCAAAAAGUCGAUUGUAUUUCCUAUGUAGCUAAUUUGUCUUAUGCUGGUGCUUGUAGGUAGCAUAGACCUAUCAAUGUGAAUAAGGUAUUCACAGUAGUGAUCUACAGAUGCAGUCCAUACUACUGUAUUGAGAGAGAAAUAAAUAUCAUUAAAUGACAAUAGAGAAAUUAAAUAAAAAAUAGUUAAA